This is a messenger RNA of Xiphophorus hellerii (green swordtail), 4937 nucleotides long. It is a transcript of the gene scaf1, whose product is annotated as SR-related CTD-associated factor 1. The transcript has 7 exons. Gene Ontology annotation, molecular function: RNA polymerase II C-terminal domain binding. NCBI's taxonomy places the organism in Eukaryota, Metazoa, Chordata, Actinopteri, Cyprinodontiformes, Poeciliidae. Bases 335 to 4420 code for a protein of 1361 amino acids. The record is from RefSeq and is a predicted model, not a curated record.
UUCCCAUGAUUCUUUUUCGUCUGGCUUCAGGAGAAGGCAGAUGGCGGCGACUAAUAGAGCAGGGCUCCUCCGCUUUUGAUACAUUAGCAAUUAAAACUUUGAUCAUUUGGUUGAUUUAAUGGUUCAGGUGGAUGAACGACGGAGGAUUCGCCGUCAGACUAAAGACUAUUCGAGUCAAGCUGGUUCACUACAACUGAGGCUGCCAUGAAUGCUCAGUCUAGUUAGCAUGGCCACCGAUGACGGCGGAUAAACAAUUUUCCUGGAACGGUUUUUGCCUGGACCUUUUAUGCUGUGUGGCCUUGGCUGAUCUUUAUACUACCGGGUUUCCCAACCCAUGGACUCGACUUCAGCAUCAGACUUCAAAAGGAGGUCAUCACCCUCCUCUUCCCCAGUUGAGGUUGGAGAAACCGCCAGGAGCCCUCCUCCCUGCUCAGCCUUCUCGUCUCCGUCACCUCCUUCUUCUGAGCCGUCUUCACCGUUGUCUUCACCAUUAUCUUCAUCGCCCUCUCUUUGUGCCAAUACCUCAGUGUAUAAAAACAAUGUAACACAUUUGAGUGAGGUGGCCAGGGUUUCUUCUACUUCCACACAACCUCUUGCCACAUCUAUGUCCAAUAACGCCUCAGUACAGCGCUUUCCUCACAUGGCAAUGCAGGCGAGCAAUAGCUGUGAAGAAGAUGAUGGGAAAAGAGGGAUAUACAAUCCUUACAGUCCAACUGAUGUAGAGAAAGAGAGUUAUCUGAUGGGAGAGGAGAGGCAUGGGGAGAAAUAUGACCCUUUUGAUCCAACUGGCUCUCCACAGUCAAAUGUGGAUGAUGGGCUUGACAGAGAUGAGGUCUUAGAGAAAAUUGCUGAAAUAAAUAAGAAAGAUGAAGAACCUCCAGAUUCCACAGAGAUUUUGAUGGAUCCACUGAGCCCCAGUCUGACCAGCCAACAGCAUCUGAGGAGGAGAGUGAAAAGUAGCAGCUUCAAAGCCCGGGGGCAAAGAGAAGGCAUUGACUCAGAGCAUUCUGAGAUAGAGGAGGGAGAGAUAGUUGGAGUUGCUGACAGAGAUGGAGCUAAAAAGAGGCCCUCAGAGGAACCCCUUCCUCUGAAUUCUCCCAAUAUUUCAUUCUUUGGUUCGAAACCAGAGCGCAUUUUGCGCGUGCUGGAUGGAGAUGGGUUUGUGUCUGUGUGUACAGAGGGAAACUGGGAAGAUGACAGGGAGCUUGAAGAUGAGCCUGCUAUCGCAGUGGAGGAUUUGAGAAGGAAGUUGGUCAGCAGGAGGAAGGAAAGAUAUCUGUCCUUUCCUGCCUCUUCCCCUCUGUCUUCUCAGCCACCACUGCCUCCUUCCCUUCCUCAAGCUUCCAUGUCUGCCUCUCCUGCCACGCCCCCGGUAGAGCAAACAAGCAAGAAUCGCAAGUGCUCCAAAAGUUCUAAUGAUUGCGACAGGCAAAAAAGCAAAGAAAGAAAGCCAGCGGAAAAGGUGGUCAAAAGGAAAAAGAGGAAGAAGGGAAAAGAGGAGGGUUGCGAGAAGAGCAAAGAGAAAGAACGAGGACAAAAGGAUUUAAAGGAGGUUAAAACAAGGGGGAGCAGUAGAAGCAGCAGUCAGAAAGGAAAGAAGAGGCGACAUGGCAGCCCUGCAGUCUCCCAUCACUCUUCAAGAAAAGAGAUGCAUUCUCGACGCUCUUUUUCAAGUCUGUCUGAAGAAAGACACAGGGAAAGGGAAAAAGAGAAAGACAGGGGCAGAAAAAUUCAUCGAGACAGAGAAAGGGAUAGAGGCAGAGAUAAGGACAGAGACAGGCAUCAUAAUCACAGCAACAGUCACCGGAAAGAUGAGAGAGUACGAGAUUCUAAUUCUAGAAAGAGGGAAAGGGAAAAGAAGGGCAAACUGCACUCAAGCAGCAGAGAGCGGGGCCUUCCAAAGAAGCGUAAGAGCAGUAGGGAGGAGAGGGAAAGUAAUAGAGACAGGCAGCAUGAAAGGGAACAUCGACGGGAUGGUCGCCCUGUUGUCCCGCCAUCAAUUCAAGACCUCAAUGGUUCUGACCUCUUUGCUAUUAAACGAACCAUUACAGUGACAACCACCACUACCACCACCACAGUCCCAGGCUCGCCAAGACUUGCAGCAGCGUCUCCUUGCCAUCCCACGGAGGAGAGGAAAAGAAGAAAAUGGCAAUCAAAUGAAGACACAGAGGAACGGGAAGGUGUUUGUGGCCGCUCACGGUCAUGCUCCCCACCGAGGUAUCAUGGCUAUGAGUCAGAUCACUACUCUGACAAAUUGGAAAUUGAUAUGUUGUCUUUAGAUGGAGAAGCUUUGGACUCGGAUUACCCAUCUUUGGAGGAUACACCUCCUGCUGCUCUGCCUUUAGAACCACCCAUCCCAAGCCCUAAAGCAAAACCUUCUCCUAAAGCCAGACAAAGUCAUUCAAAAAAGAAGUCUCACACAAUAAAGAAGUUAGAUUCCCCUUCCUCUUCUAAUAAAACAACAGGGAAAUGCCUGUCCUCACUGACAGUGACUUCAGGUCCUACCUCCAUCACUCCUGGUCUCACAUCAGCAAAGAGAGCCAGAAAAGUAGGGAAGGAUAAAGUACGGGACAAAAGCAGCAGAAAAGAUUUAAUAAGUUCUGGGAAAUCCAAGAAAGAGAGCAGCAGCAGUCGGAAAGGCAAACUUCAGUCCAAAGUGUCGGUCUUGGUGCGAGAGGGAGUGAGCAGUACCACUGGAGCUUCUGUUGGUUCUGGAAAAUUAAGCAUGGAUCUCUUGGGCCCAGGGGGUACAGGAGCGGGAGCAGGGGGUUCAGUGGUUGGAGGCUCUAUUGCUGUAGUCUUUUGUAGAGACAAUGAAAGCAGGUCUCCAUUCCUGAAGCCUUGCUCAGAGCCCCUGUCAUUAGGUGGCCGAGGUAAAGAUCUAGCUGGUAUGGGAAAACGAAGCAGCCUGUCGGGGCCGCCAUCAUCCUUAGCCAGCCCUGCUGGACUGAAAUCCAAAAAAACAAAACCAAGCUCCAUCACAUCUACUUCUUCUUCUGCAUCCUCCCCCUCAUCAUCUCUGGCAACCAAGCGUCGCCGCCGCUUAGCUAAGAAAAACAGUAAAAAAGCUGGAACAGCUGGUAUGGUUGCUGGUGAAAGGAACCAAAAAAAAUCCACAUUAGAAGGCUGGACUGUAUCCUCCUUUGAUGCUCCAUCAGCUGUUGGAGAGGGGAGUAAAUUAGUCGGUCCACAUACAGGUCAAGCUGGCCCUCCGCCUUGCUCCUCAUCCUCCUCUUCUACAUCCUCCUCCACCAGUGUUCUCCCACCCUCCUCCUCUCCACCACACACACCGCCUCCAUCGAAUGCUCCCUUGCGGGACACCAGAGAGUCUUCCCCUGACUCUCAAACUGUGGACAGUAGUUGUAAGACACCAGAGCCCGCUUUUCUAGUUGAGGACUGCCCAAAUCAGAAUAGCCCUUCUCCCCCAGCUUCCAGUCCAUCGAGCCUGUCUACUUCCCAGGGAGCUGGCCUUGGAAGUACCCUGUCAACACAGACUGUAAAGCCUCCCCCUCCAGAAGACGUGUCAAAAUCUUUGACCUCGCCUCCUUGCUCAUCUUCAUCAGCAGGCCUCACCUCCCUUUCGCUGUCGCUCUCUUCCACUGACCCCUCCUCUUCGUCCUCAGUAUCCUCCUCUUCUGCCAGUAAGCUGCCACCACCACCUCCUCCACCUCCACCAGCAGCAACUACUCUGCCCUGGAGUCUUCAGACAGGAGUGGACUGUACAACUGGAGGUGUUUUAGCAUUGACGGCUCUACUCUUCAAAAUGGAGGAGGCCAAUAUUGCCAGCAGGGCGAAAGCACAGGAGUUCAUUCAAGCAACCAGUCAGAUUCUGUCCCAUUCCAACCAGAACCAAUCCCAGCAUCACGUUCCUCCUUCCUCAACUUCCUCAUCUGCCCAAAUCCCUCCACCUCCCACCGUGCCUCCACCAGCCGGUCUGAGCCCAGCCCAGUUCAUUCUCCACAGCUCUCUCCCUUUGGUGGGAUGCACCAAAACGCCCCCAUCUCACCUGCACCCCUCCCUAGGAGGUGGAUGUGCACAGACCCCACCGCCGAUGCUACCUGUGGGGCUGUCAGGAGUGACAGGGAGCUCUGGUGAAGCCAGAUGGGAAAAUGAGAACAAAGAUUCAGAUAAGUAUCUGAAGAAGCUGCACACCCAAGAGCGGGCAGUGGAGGAGGUGAAGCUUGCCAUCAAACCUUACUACCAGCGCAAAGACAUCAAUAAGGAAGAGUAUAAAGACAUCCUCAGAAAGGCUGUGCAUAAGAUUUGCCAUAGCCGUACUGGAGAAAUCAACCCAGUAAAAGUCAGCAACCUAGUAAAACUGUACGUUCAGCGCUACAAAUAUUUUCGGAAACACGGACGCAAAAUGGAUGAAGAAGAGCGAGAAGACAGGGAGCAGGGAACACUGCAUUCCUCUGCCUGAGAGAAGUCUGUUUCUAACAACCAUCCAGCUCAGUGUCUGAGCACUACUGUGACUGGUUUCAUUUAUUUUAUUAUUGUUUUGGAAACUUUGUCUACACAUUUAUGCCACCUGUUCUCUUAUUUCUAUGUUCUAUGUAAAGAUGACUCAUCCUGAUCAUGAAUGAAGUGUUCCUGGAAGUGAAUUCUGCUGACUGUGAUUAGCUGCAGUCCAGCACUUCUAUGAAAGUUACAUUUUGUUGCCUCUAUCUGUUGGAGGAGAUGUUCUGGCUUUUUAAUAGAGAAGGGAGAUGUUCCACCACUCUGUUCCACUCACCAAUAAUCAGUUGGAAAAUGCUCAAGGACACACCUCACACAGACACUAUCACAUCUCUCUGAACUGGACACUUCAGAUCCAUUGUAUUGUCUGACUUCUUUUUAUUCUAUGUAUUGUGUGCAUGUGGUUCAGAAGUUGAGGAAAAUCACUAAAUGUCUUUAUAAAAUAACUUGGAUUCCCAAAUAUAAACAUUGCUUGAAAAUUG